AUGGCCAUCACAGGGCAAGCAGCAAAUCCAGCGCCUGAGCCGCACAUCGAUCUGCAAAAAGGAUGGCCUACACCGCGACUCCUACCAGCGAACAGUCUACGAGCUGCGGCAGAAGCAGUACUGGUGAACCCGAAACGCGCAACCGAGGCACUGCUGUACGGACCCAACAAAGGCGACCCAGCCUUGCGGAAGGCCUGCGCAGAAUGGUUUCAGCGCCUCUACCAUCUUCCAUCCUCAAGCGAGGCCAACUCAAUUGACCGCAUCUGCAUCACUUCCGGUGCAUCGGCGAAUUUGGGCUGCAUAAUGGCGGCGUUCACAGAUCCCGUCUAUACGCGCCGGAUCUUCAUGGUCGAGCCAACAUACUUCCUGGCGUGCACCGUCUUCGAGGACUUCGGCUUCCAAGGUCGGUUAGUGGGCGUUCCUGAGGACGAGGAAGGUUUAGACGUCACUGUCUUGCGCGAACGCCUGGAGGCUGCGGAUCAACAAGGUGACGCCUCGGACCUGCGACGCUUCAAAACGCUGCCUCAAUAUCCCAAACUCUACAGACACGUGAUCUAUCUGACCCCGACGUUCAGCAAUCCUAGUGCCAAGACAUAUUCAGUGAAGCGAAGAGAAGCCCUGAUCGACCUUGCGAGAGAAAAGGACGCCCUCAUCAUUACAGACGACUGCUAUGACUUCUUGAACUGGAAAAGCACACCUCAGUCGAGUCAGGUCCAAUCCAACGGCAACAGUAACGGUGCCGUUCAUUCUUCAAUUCCUCCAAGACUCACCGACAUCGACCGCACCCGGCCCGGGGGUGACCCUGUAUGGGGCAACACCGUCAGCAACGGGUCGUUCUCCAAGAUCAUGGGUCCCGGCAUGCGCUGUGGCUGGGCCGAAGCAACGCCAAAAUUUAUCACGAAGCUGAAUCAGGUUGGAUCGACGCUUUCGGGAGGUGCGCCAGGACAGUUCUCAUCCGUCCUGAUCGAGCACGCUCUCCGCACGGGCAGCAUGGAAGACCACAUCCGCGACGUGGUCGUACCCCUGUAUCGACAGCGUGCAGCUUCCUUGCGAAAAGCGGUCGAAACGUACCUGUGCCCGUUCGGAGUGGUUGUGGAUGACGGCGUCUCACGGGGUGGGCACGACGGCGGCUCCCACAACGAACUCCACGGCGGGUUUUUCCUGUACCUGCUCUUCCCAGAAGGCGUUUUGGCGGAUGCUGUAGCGGCGCAUGCGCUGAAGAGUUACAACGUCAAGUUCCUGGCCGCGGGUUCAAUGACGGUGAGGGGGAGCGGCACGUCCACGGACAUCUUGCGAAGAGGUGCUAGGUUGUGUUGGGCUUGGGAAGAGGAGAGCGUGCAGGUCGAGGGCGUCAAGAGAAUAGCUUCGGCAUUGGCUGAUGUGACUGCUGAGUAG
Molecule: messenger RNA, 1395 nt
Organism: Cyphellophora europaea CBS 101466
Lineage: Eukaryota; Fungi; Ascomycota; Eurotiomycetes; Chaetothyriales; Cyphellophoraceae
Exons: 2
Coding region: 1-1395 (464 amino acids)
Biological process (GO): biosynthetic process
Molecular function (GO): pyridoxal phosphate binding; L-2-aminoadipate:2-oxoglutarate transaminase activity
Source: RefSeq, a predicted model, not a curated record